CCCAGGCGACUCCCCGGAUUGCGGGCUGCCGGCUCUGCGCCCCCGCCCGCCCGCCUGCCGGCUCCCGCGCCCCGCGCCCCGCCCGCGGCCGCCACUCGGCCUUGCCGGCUCACCCUAGCUUGACUCCCCGCGAGGGCUGUGGGGAGGGGGCGAGGAGGAGGAGCCGAGGAGGAGCGACGGGGAGGAAGGAUCAGAAAAUGCUGUGUUGAGAGGCACCGAAGAGGUCAACUGGACCACCUCCCUUAGAUCUCCCUGAGGUUGUAGACCACAUGAACUCGCUGGCUGCUGCUUUCUCUCCCCCCAGCUGGUUCCGGAGGGAGCAGGGUGCAUCACACCCGCUUUCCCACAUCUUCACGCUGAGCUGAGCUGAGCUGCUCAGCCCUGUGGGUGGAGCUGCAGCAGGUGCUGCCAGGGCCGGUCCCUGAGUCAUCAAACCUGCCGGCUCUUGUACCACAUCUCCUUCCAUCUCCUGUUCAUGUCCAAGCCCUCAUCCAUGCAGUCUCGACCUGGGAUUUACUUACAGCCAGGCUCUCCUGCCUCUACCACCACCAGGCUAAUCUUUCUAAACCCAGCUUGACCCCUUGCUCAGAGGACGACUCCUUCAGCUGAAGCCUGCGGCCACACAGCCUGUGUACUCUCCUGGCUUUUAUCCCAUCCCAUGUUGGGUGCAGAUGGAGGAACUGAGGCUUCAAGGCAUGAGCUGCUUUCCCAAAGUCAUACAAAUGUUAAGUGCAGAAGUAGGAUCUGAAUUCCAGCAGUCUUACUCCAGCAACCAUACUGUGGAAGCCGGUGAUGCCUCCUUAAGCCCUCUCUGGGCUUGGAGAGGAUGUCCUCCCUGAUGGACCAGAGCAUGCCAGCCCCUGUGGCUGGUGUGGUAUUCCUACAGACUGUCUGGCAAGUUUUGCUUGCUCUGGUUUCUCACUAAAACAACCUUUGGAUUUGGCUUCCCAUGCGACUCACAUACAGGAAAAGAGGGCCAUGACCUGCCAACAUGACAGCUGUAUUUUUCACUAGUAACUUAAUAAACUGGCUGCCUGGGUUCACAUACGUAUCUGUUUCUGAGAGCUUGGUUAAGGUGAGCCCACCCCAGAGCUGAAGCCCACCAUGUGCCAACUUAAUUGAGAUUCUGGGCAUGCAAGCGUAGCCCCCAGCUGAGGCCUCUGUGCCAAGGAAAUUCCUCUUGGCCUCCUUUUGGCUGGUUUGGCCCGCCUUCCCCAGUGACAGUCUGGCUCUUUGGAUUCAAGCUGCCUGGUCAAACUGUGAGGGUCUGCAGAAAGAAGGAAGCAACAGUGCCAGGUUCCAGUGCGUGUUCCAAGUUCCACAUUCUGCCUACAGAUGCCCAGUGCCAGAGCAAAGGCUGGCCCUUGGCAGCGGACUGCUCAGAACGUGGAACUCUGGAGACACUCCUGAAACUCUGCCCUAAGUCAAAGGAACCAGAGAGUCCACCAGUUCUCCCUCCACCUCCCUUUCCAGGAGCAACCAUGGCCCUGAGUGAUGUCAAUGUGCAGAAGCAGAUUAAGCACAUGAUGGCUUUCAUUGAGCAGGAAGCCAAUGAGAAGGCAGAAGAAAUAGAUGCCAAGGCUGAGGAAGAGUUCAACAUUGAGAAAGGACGCCUUGUGCAAACCCAACGACUGAAGAUUAUGGAGUAUUAUGAGAAGAAAGAGAAGCAGAUAGAGCAGCAGAAGAAAAUCCAGAUGUCUACCAUGAGGAAUCAGGCAAGGCUGAAAGUCCUGAGAGCCCGAAACGACCUCAUCUCAGAGUUGCUGAAUGAUGCAAAGCUGAGACUCAGCAGGAUUGUGGCAGACCCAGAAUUUUACCAGGGGCUGCUGGAUAAACUAGUGCUCCAGGGUCUGCUCCGACUGCUGGAGCCUGUGGUGAUUGUACGCUGCAGGCCACAGGACCUCCUCCUGGUGGAGGCUGCAGUGCAAAAAGCCAUCCCUCAAUACAUGACAGUCUCCCACAAACGUGUGGAAGUCCAAGUUGACAGAGAGGUGCAACUGGCUACAGAUGCGGCUGGAGGUGUGGAGGUCUACAGUGGUGAUCAGAGAAUAAUGGUUUCCAAUACUCUGGAAAGUCGACUGGAUCUCUUAUCCUGGCAAAAGAUGCCAGAAAUACGAAAGGCCUUGUUUGGAGCCAGUGCCAACAGGAAGUUCUUUAUAUAAGCCUCUAGGAAGUGAAGCUCAUGUUGAACUUCUAAGCCCCAAAAGCAUGAGUUAUUAGGACAAAGGAAACCAGUAAUAUCUCCUCCUCUUUUUUGCUCUGGUAUUAGUCUAUCAUCAUGAAAUACCCUUUGACUAGCUAAAGGCAUUAUACUUUGGAAUAAAGCCUGACUUAAUGCUUA
Balaenoptera acutorostrata (minke whale) is the source of this 2341-nucleotide messenger RNA. It is a transcript of the gene ATP6V1E2, whose product is annotated as ATPase H+ transporting V1 subunit E2. Gene Ontology annotation, molecular function: proton-transporting ATPase activity, rotational mechanism. Bases 1482 to 2162 code for a protein of 226 amino acids. Gene Ontology annotation, biological process: proton transmembrane transport. Gene Ontology annotation, cellular component: proton-transporting two-sector ATPase complex, catalytic domain. The record is from RefSeq and is a predicted model, not a curated record. The transcript is spliced from 6 exons. Lineage: Eukaryota; Metazoa; Chordata; Mammalia; Artiodactyla; Balaenopteridae.